Molecule: messenger RNA, 681 nt
Organism: Candida dubliniensis CD36
Lineage: Eukaryota; Fungi; Ascomycota; Pichiomycetes; Serinales; Debaryomycetaceae
Exons: 1
Coding region: 1-681 (226 amino acids)
Source: RefSeq, a predicted model, not a curated record
AUGUCUUUUUCAAUAUCAUAUAUACUUGAAAUGAUACAAUUGAGUAUCCUUUUUGUAUUUGAACAACUUCGAAAAAUAACCAUACCAAACCCAGAAAGAUAUACUCCACAAAUAGAAAGUAAUAAGAUGGCCACACCAUUAUCAUUGCCAACUACCAAUACAUCAAUUGAUGAAGGUGUUUAUGAUCAAAAUAACUUUGUUAGCACCGUUAUCUUGUAUGCGUGUAUUGUGGUUGUAUUUUCAGUUGGUUUAAUUUCAGUUCUAAAAAGGGAACCACAUAGACUACCUGAAAUAGAAUUGCAAGUACAACUUCCUCCAUCAACAGCGCUGUCAAUAAUGAUGUCUUCACCAUCAUCAUCAUUAGUGGCACCAAUACCAGAGCCAUUAACCAGAAACCCUAAAUUUGAGACAAUACUACCGGAAACAUUCGAAUUUCCUCCUCUUGAAAGAACCCCAUCUAUCACUAGUUCCAAUUAUUCUUUGAAUUCAACUAUAGAUACCACUAGAGAUUUUAAGUAUACCUAUCGUGGAGAUUCACCUGCUCUACAUUUGUUAAACUUUUCAGCUAAUUCACCCAGCAGAUCAACUAUUGUGUCUCAAGUGGUAUCUGAAGAAACAGUCAAUGCUUCCUUCACAACAUCAGAUUCUUCCUCUGACAGUUUAAGAAGAUUGAAAACAUGA